AUGUCCGGCGCAGCUCAGCUGCAGCUGCAGCUGCAGCCACUGUCGUUGUCACUCCAGCGUGCCCUCUCCGAGCAGCUGCAACUCUCCGCCAGCAGGGAGCAGGAACAUGAGGCGUGCGCCCCCCGCAUUUCCCCCAGUCCCCUCUUUUGCUGUUUCUCUCCCCUCCCGCUCUUCCUCUCGCUGCGUCUGUGUGAGUGUGUCUCGUUCCCUCAGCGUGCGCGGCGGCCCAGUCCUUGCCCCGCCAAGCCCCUUCCACGACAGGCCACCGACCACAGAGAGAAGCGCAGCAGCAGGGAUGAGGAGGAAGUGGAGCAAAAGGGGGAAGGAAAAAGAAAAAAAAGAAAAACGGGCGGCGACGGCCGCGCGUGGCUGCGGGGAGGCCGGCAAGCCGAACUGCGACAGUCACGUCCUUCAGAAGCGUGGGAAAAAAAAAACGUGUCGUGCGCGUGCGAACUCCCAUGA
Trypanosoma conorhini is the source of this 462-nucleotide messenger RNA. RefSeq lists its product as uncharacterized. The record is from RefSeq and is a predicted model, not a curated record. Lineage: Eukaryota; Euglenozoa; Kinetoplastea; Trypanosomatida; Trypanosomatidae. Bases 1 to 462 code for a protein of 153 amino acids. The transcript has a single exon.